Vanderwaltozyma polyspora DSM 70294 is the source of this 1953-nucleotide messenger RNA. It is a transcript of the gene KEL3, whose product is annotated as Kel3p. The transcript has a single exon. Gene Ontology annotation, molecular function: protein binding. Bases 1 to 1953 code for a protein of 650 amino acids. NCBI's taxonomy places the organism in Eukaryota, Fungi, Ascomycota, Saccharomycetes, Saccharomycetales, Saccharomycetaceae. The record is from RefSeq and is a predicted model, not a curated record.
AUGGCAAAGAAGAAUAAGAAAGACAAAGAUGCCAAAAAGGCUCGUGCAGCAGAAAAGGCCAAGAAAAACCAGGUAAAAGCUGACCAAAAGGACAAAAAAAAGGCAAAGAAAUCUGGAUUUGAAGAUGACGAUGAUAUGGAUAUUGAAGAAGUUUUAGCUAAUUUCAAGAAGGAGCAAGAGCUUUUUGAGCAGAUUAAUAUCGAAUCAGUAGAACGUCCUUCACGUAGAAUCAAUCCUUGUAUGAUCGAAAACCCAAACCAUGGGAAAUCGGAAUUGAUUUUAUUUGGUGGUGAAUCUACAAAUAAAGAUACUUCAACAACUCAGUUCUUCAAUGACUUAUACUCUUAUACACCUGAGAAUGACCAAUGGAGAAGAUACACUUCUAAAAAUUCUCCAAUGCCAAGAUCCUCAGCGGCAAUGGCUGCACAUCCAAGUGGUGUAGCUUUGAUCCAUGGUGGUGAAUUUUCUUCACCAAAACAAAAUACUUUCUACCAUUACUCUGAUACUUGGUUAUUAGAUUGUUCUACUAAGGAAUGGACAAAAGUUGAGCAAAAGAAUGGACCUUCUGCUCGUUCUGGACACCGUAUUUCUAUUUGGAAGAAUUAUUUUAUGUUACACGGUGGUUUCAGAGAUCUAGGUACUUCCACUACCUAUUUGAAUGACUGUUGGUUGUUUGAUAUAACAAACUACAAAUGGAAACAGAUAGAAUUCCCACCUAAUCAUCCUAUUCCUGACGCAAGAUCAGGUCAUUCGUUCAUUCCUACUCAGGAAGGUGCAGUUCUAUGGGGUGGUUACUGUAAGGUUAAAGCUGGUAAAGGUCUGCAAAAGGGUAAGAUUUUAACUGAUUGCUGGUAUUUGAAGAUGAAAGCAGACCCAACAGCUAUAAGAUGGGAAAGAAGAAAGAAACAAGGUUUCCAACCAUCUCCAAGAGUUGGUUGUUCAAUGGUUCAUCAUAAGGGUAGAGGUAUCCUUUUCGGCGGUGUUUACGAUUUUGAAGAGACUGAAGAAAGUUUGGACUCCAUGUUUUACAACGAUUUAUUUAGUUACCAGAUUGAAAUAAAUAGAUGGUUUGCAUUACAAUUGAGACCUCAGAGAAAAAAGGUUGUAAGAUUGAAUAAUAAGAGUUCCAAAGAUAAAGAAAAAGAAUUACAAGAUUUGUUGAAUCAAAUUUUAGAGAAAGCCAAUUUGAAUGACAAGGAUGAUAAAGAUCAAGAAGAUGAAGAUGCUAAAGCUAUUGAAACUGAAUUGGAUAGAGCCGACCAUGAUACUUCCGAUUCAGAUGCUGAUGAUGUUGAAGAUGCCAAAGAAAAGAAAGAGUACAAGGUUCUAACUCAAUUACCACAUCCUAGAUUUAACGCAACUAUGACAGUUGUAAACGAUACCUUAUUUAUAUACGGUGGUGUUUGGGAACUUGGUGAAAAAGACUAUACUAUCGACUCCUUCUAUAGUAUAGAUUUGAAUAGAACUGAUGGUGUCACAGUCUUAUGGGAAGAUUUAUCAGAAAUCGAAGCUGCUAAAGAAGCUGGUAUUGUGGAUUCUGAUGAGGAAGAUGAUGAAUUUGGCGAUUCUGAUGACGAGGAUGAUGGAGAAGAAGAGAUAAUGGAUCAAAAACUUGUUGCAGAGGAAGAAGAGGAAGAAGAAGAAGAGGAGGAGGAAGAGCAAGUUGACGAAAUGGAAAUUCCAGAUCCUUGUCCUUGGUUACCUCAUCCUAAACCAUUCGAAUCUCUACGUGUAUUCUAUGUUCGCACAGGUGCUACUUUCUUAGAAUGGGCAAUUUCUAACAAUAGAGAUGCAAGAGGUAAGCAUUUAAAGAAAAAAUCCUUUGAUUUAUGCCAAGAUCGUUGGUGGCAAAGACGUGAUCAAGUACGUAUCGAAGAAGAUAAGAUGGAAGAGUUGGGUGGUAUUGGUGAAGUUAUUGAAAAAGAUACAUCCAAAUCGACCAAAAGAAGAUAG